AUGGCACCCACCUACCCCCUCCCGGCCUUCAUCUACAAGAUCGUCCCGACCCCUGUCCCAUCGCCCCUUCCAGAUACGCUGCCGCUUAGCGAGCUCGAUGCCGCAGACGGCUUCAUCCACCUCUCGACCGCCGAGCAGACCCCGGUGACCGCGUCUCUCUUCUUUGCUCAAUCCACGGAGCUUUGGCUGCUCAAGGUGGACACACGCAAGACCCUGGACGCAGGCGGCGUGUACGCCUGGGUCGAGGGCAUGCCCAGGUGCCCACACCUGUAUGCACCGACGGAGGGAGAGUGGUUGCACCUGGGCAGGGGGAACGUCGCGGGCGUGAAUGAGGUGAAACGAGGGGACGGGCAGACGUGGGCGGAGGCGUUCAAGCAGCUCGACCGCUGGUUGGCAGAUGAGUAG
Messenger RNA from Epithele typhae, 405 nucleotides. RefSeq lists its product as uncharacterized. The record is from RefSeq and is a predicted model, not a curated record. NCBI's taxonomy places the organism in Eukaryota, Fungi, Basidiomycota, Agaricomycetes, Polyporales, Epitheliaceae. The transcript has a single exon. The coding region runs from base 1 to 405 and encodes 134 amino acids.